Messenger RNA from Myripristis murdjan (pinecone soldierfish), 5807 nucleotides. RefSeq names its product collagen alpha-5(IV) chain-like. Bases 231 to 5210 code for a protein of 1659 amino acids. The record is from RefSeq and is a predicted model, not a curated record. The transcript is spliced from 52 exons. Gene Ontology annotation, molecular function: extracellular matrix structural constituent conferring tensile strength. Gene Ontology annotation, biological process: extracellular matrix organization. NCBI's taxonomy places the organism in Eukaryota, Metazoa, Chordata, Actinopteri, Holocentriformes, Holocentridae. Gene Ontology annotation, cellular component: collagen trimer.
CAGGGUCAACAACUUAUCAGGGCAGUUCUGUUCGGUAAGGCACUGGAACCCAGUAGGAGACUCUGAAGCUGAGAAACUGAAGCAAUGACCCAAAAUUAGCUGCGGUAGUGAACGUAUAUGAUGUGAGGCCUUGUUGUGGGACAGUCAACGGGAGGUGAAGCACCAUUAACCAGGUCAGAGGUUUCUGUGGUUAUUCUGGAGCUGCUCAUCAAACUGGAGAAGGAAAGGACAUGGGAGGGGCAGCGUGUUUGGUUCCUGUUGUCCUGUGUGUUGUGAUGCUGCUUGGCACAGAGGCCAAAAAUUGUGUGUGCUCUGGAAACUCGAGGUGCCGCUGUGAUGGAGUGAAAGGCAACAGAGGAGACAAAGGUUUUCCAGGAGAUCCAGGUCCCCUAGGGCCACAAGGACAUCCAGGAUCAGAGGGUCAUGCUGGGCCGAUGGGACCAAAGGGUGACCCUGGCCAUGAUGGACCUAUAGGGCCCAAAGGCAGUCGGGGACCCCAGGGCAAAGAAGGAUUUGCUGGGUCUCCAGGUUUACCGGGUGUGCCAGGUUUACAGGGGCCUCAGGGCUCACCAGGGGCCCCAGGCUGCAAUGGAACAGAUGGAGAAGAUGGACCCCCUGGUUUGCCUGGGGCCAAUGGCAAUAAUGGACAACCAGGUCCACCAGGACCACCUGGACCUAAGGGUGAAUCGCAGAUAUCAGUGAUUUCAUUACCAGGGCCACCUGGGUCUCCUGGGCAGGAUGGACACCCAGGAAGACCAGGUGUACCUGGAUAUAUUGGACUACCAGGAGACGCUGGACCACGGGGCUCUGUCGGACUUUCUGGCCGCCCAGGGCCUCCAGGAUCUAAGGGUCAAGGAGGCAGCAGCGGCUUCCCUGGACCUCGCGGUCCAAAGGGGAGAAAAGGACCACCAGGACUGCCUGGGCAACCGGGUCGGAUUAAGCAGUUUGUUUCUGGCACCAUCCUGUUGAAGGGUGACCAAGGAGAUAUUGGAGAGAAAGGUUGCAAGGGUGCACCUGGUGACCCUGGCCAUGGCUACCACAUCAAAGGAGUUAAGGGAGACAAAGGAUAUGAAGGCCCUGAGGGAAAGCCAGGGAAAGAUGGAGAUCCAGGACCAUCUGGAAGUAGGGGAAGGCCUGGUCUCAGUGGUGAUCCAGGAUAUCCAGGAGUAACAGGAGAGAAGGGUGAGAAGGGAAACAGGGGUUCCCCUGGUCUCCCUGGACAGAUAAUUGGGCCUGUGGUUGAAGAGAUCAAAGGAUAUCGUGGGGACCCUGGUCCCCUGGGUCCACCUGGGAUCCCUGGAGCUCAAGGUGUUGUGGGUUUUCCUGGAGCAAAAGGUCUUCCCGGCAGUGCAUCUUCUGGGUCUUAUGUGCCAGGCCCGCUUGGUCCCACUGGCUUUCCAGGCCCCAAAGGAGACUCUGGGGAGCCAGGGCAUAUUUAUACAGGAUCCCCAGGACUAGAUGGAGAUCCUGGGGAUCAAGGGCCUCCUGGGGAUCAGGGGCCACCAGGACCUCCUGAAGACAGAAGUAAAAGGCUUACCAAGGGUCUGCCAGGAAUAAAAGGAAUGAAGGGUGUCCCUGGCCCUCUUGGAUAUGGAGGACAGCAUGGAAAGAAAGGAGAGAAGGGGGAGACUUGUUAUGAUUGUGGCAGUAUCGGCAGUAUCUCAGGACUGCGGGGGCCUCCUGGUCCACCUGGUGUUCCUGGUUAUAGUCAAGGACCAGGGGCCAUAGGUGAUCCAGGACUUCCAGGACCCAGAGGCUUACCUGGACUACCAGGUCGCACCGGCCUCCCAGGAUUUCCAGGCCACCCAGGACCAAAGGGAGACUCAGGCUCCUACCAUUUUCCUGGUUUAAAGGGAGAGCAAGGAGCCCCAGGACAGCCUGGCACCCCUGGUUUAGAUGGCCUCAAUGGGUCCCCUGGCUUACCAGGUCACAAGGGCGACCGAGGGCCCAAAGGAGAUUCGUAUCCAUACCCUGGUGUUGUGGGGGAUCGUGGUUUGCCAGGUCCAUCAGGGCCUCCAGGCAGACCAGGACCAAUUGGCCAACCAGGCUCUGUGGGAUAUGGGCCUGUUGGGCUCCCAGGGAAUAAGGGAGAUGUUGGGGUGCCUGGCUUGCCUGGACAACCUGGAAUUCCAGGUCAGAAAGGGGAGUCCGGCCACAUCCACGUAAAAGGCAACCCUGGACCACCUGGAUAUAAAGGUCUGCCUGGUCCAAGUGGACUGCCAGGGAAUCAAGGAGCCCCAGGUAUCCCAGGAAUGCCAGGCUUUCCAGGACAGAAAGGAGAGAGAGGAGACGUCUCAUUCCCUGGAGAGCCAGGGAUACAAGGGGAGAAAGGUGAAAAAGGACAGAUAGGUCUCCCAGGCCUCCCAGGCAGGGGCCACCCUGGUCAGCCAGGUGCAAUAGGACUUCCUGGUCCUCCAGGAUUGAAGGGCGAUGGUGGCCCUGGACAUGCUGGACAUGAUGGUCCCCCAGGACCUCCAGGGGUGGAUGGCGCUCAGGGGCCCCAGGGAGAUCCUGGAUCCCCUGGCCACCGUGGACAAUCAGGACUCCCAGGCAAUCCAGGUUUACCAGGUGAAAAAGGGAGUAAAGGUGCUGUCGGGCCUCCAGGACAACCUGCUGAUAAGAACUGUGAAGGUGAUGUACCUGGACCGGCAGGACUACCAGGACCAGAUGGGCAUCCAGGACAUCCAGGUUUUAAUGGCCAGCCUGGUGAGAAGGGGGACCAAGGUUUACCAGGAUUUGGUCAGCCUGGCCUAGUCGGUGACACUGGUCCACCUGGACAUCCUGGGAUAGCUGGGAUACCUGGGCUUCCUGGGGCAAGCGGGGUGAGGGGAAAAGAUGGCCUGCCUGGCAUUCCAGGAGCGACAGGAGACCCAGGACCAGAUGGGAGACCAGGAUAUGGGCCCCCUGGAACUCCUGGACCUGUGGGACCACCUGGCCAAAGAGGUGCCCAAGGCCCAAAAGGAAACAAAGGCUCCCGGGGGUCACCAGGCAUGGAUGGGGACCCAGGUAUCAUAGGUCCUCCAGGGCCUGUAGCACCACCACCACUCAACAUACUGGGUCCCAAAGGGGAACCUGGGCAGCCUGGUUUGCCUGGUCCUGAUGGUCCUAGAGGAGAUUUUGGAAUUUCUGGACCCAAAGGACUGAAAGGAGUGCAAGGACAUUCAGGGGGCCCUGGUCCAAGAGGUCCCCCAGGUGAUCCUGGUAUUGAUGGUCUAGUGCUCUCAGAGGGACCUUCAGGGCCUGCUGGAGACCCAGGAAAUCCAGGAAUCAGAGGUUCUCCAGGCCCAAAGGGAAUCAAGGGAGAUCAAGGCUUUCCUGGGGGACCAGGUCCAGAUGGAGAACAAGGUCCAAGGGGUUGCAAAGGAGUUCAAGGAGAGCCAAACUACCAUGGAUAUGGACCUCCAGGACAACGUGGACAGAAGGGUGAACCUGGAAAAACCAUCUGGCAGAAGGGGCAGAAAGGAGAACCUGGUUUUGUUGGGUCCCCAGGUCAUAAAGGAUACCCUGGACCCAAAGGCAACCCAGGAUCUGUUGGAUACAAUGGUCCACCAGGGCCACCAGGCCCUCAGGGUUCAGAUGGGCCUCCAGGAAGUAAAGGAUAUCCAGGUCCCAUCGGAUCUCCAGGUAAGCCAGGCCUGCCAGGUGUUGCUGGGAUCCCAGGUCCUAAAGGCAACCAGGGGCAAGAUGGAUUCCCUGGACCACCGGGGCAGAAAGGGGAAACUGUUAUGUUAGGAGGGCCUCCUGGUAGGCGUGGGGACACAGGUCAACCAGGUCCAAUUGGAAACCCUGGUCCUCCUGGCUGGUCUGUCACAGGAGAAUCUGGACCAAUAGGAGACAGAGGACCACCAGGUGUACCUGGACUCCCUGGUCUGAAAGGACAACCAGGAACAGGAGAGAAAUGUAGUAUUGGGCCAAAAGGCAAUCGUGGCCAUCCUGGAAUCCAGGGUAGCCCAGGCUUGCCAGGUUUACGCGGUCCUCCAGGGCCCAGUUUUCCUGGCUUAAAAGGGGACAGAGGGGACCCAGGUCCAACAGGGAGCCCAGGUACUGUUGGACUAUCAGGAGAUCCAGGUCCUCCAGGACUAACAGAGCCAGGAGCCAGGCCUGGGGACCCAGGACCAAGAGGUGAUGUUGGUCCUCCUGGAAUCAAAGGAGACCUUGGUGAUCGGGGGGACCCUGGAUACUCACCAGGCCCACCCGGUAAACCCGGGAUCAAAGGCUUUCCUGGACCACCAGGUUUGAAAGGUGAACCAGUAUAUGCCAGUGCUGUAUAUGAACCCGGUAUUCCAGGCUUACCAGGUCCCCCUGGUAAUCGAGGACCCCCAGGGUACACCGGACCAUCUGGACCAUCAGGCCCUGCAGGUCCUGCAGGCCCAAAGGGAGUGCUUGGGUCCAGUCCAGUAGGCCCACCUGGGUUUACAGGUCGUAAAGGAGACAAAGGCCCACCAGGACAGCCAGGUCCACAAGGCAGCCCUGGACAAUCUGGCCGACAGGGUCCUCAAGGGAUUCCAGGCAGCAGUGGCCCAGCGCUGGCUGACAGCUUCAUGAUAGCUAGACACAGUCAGAGCAUCCAUGUGCCUGACUGCCCUCGAGGCACAAGCCUCAUCUACUCUGGUUAUUCUUUCCUCUUCAUCAACGGAAACGAGAGAGCUCAUGGACAAGACCUCGGCACCAUGGGAAGCUGUCUCCCUCGUUUUACCACCAUGCCCUUCCUCUUCUGUGACACGGAAACUAAUUGCCGCUAUGCUUCCCGCAACGACUACUCCUACUGGUUGUCCACUGACAAGCCUGUACCUCCCAGCAUGGUUCCCAUUACAGGGCCGGACCUUGCCACUUACAUCAGCAGGUGUUCAGUGUGUGAAUCCACCACCAAUGCCAUAGCCAUCCACAGCCAGACAACCCAGACCCCAGAAUGUCCACGAGGCUGGGAGUCCCUGUGGACUGGAUACUCAUUUGUCAUGCAAACAGGUGUUGGUGCAGAGGGCUCCUCCCAGCCCUUGGUUUCCCCUGGUUCUUGUCUGGAAAAUUUUCACAAGGUGCCCUUCAUAGAGUGUCAUGGCAGAGGAACCUGUAACUACUAUCCUGAUUCCUACAGCUACUGGCUGGCCUCCGUCGACCCCAACAGCAUGUUCAGUAAACCCAUUCCUCAGACAGUGAAGGGACGUUCUCUACAGAGCGUCAUCAGCCGUUGCAGGGUCUGCAGGAAACCAUAGCAACCUGUCCAGUCAGGUGGAACAAGAUUGUAAGGCGGUAACACAAGGUAACACCGCUGUCCUACAGCAUCCGGGAGAGGAGCAGCACCAAAGACUGACCACUGCAGAGGAUGCAUCUGGGGACAGAUGUAGUUUGCCUCUCAGUGUAGCUAGAGAUGAUUUCACAUUGAUUUCACAUUGAUCUGUAAACAAUGGUCUUUGUUAAAAAUAAUAAUAAUCAUAAUCAAUUCAAGUAUUUCAAACAAGAACAUUACAUAUCUGAAAAGUACAGCAAAUCAGUUUUUAGGAAUGAUCUUUUUUUGCCCUUUUUUGUGUGUGUGUUAAUAAAGAUGAGAUGAUGUUUUAAUAAGUAUUGUGCAUGCAGCAUCUGUCUCUAAGUCAACUUGUGGCUGGUUAGCUCUAAAUAAAAUUCAAUACUACCUAUAAGCAAUGGAAUUUUUUGUGUAAGCUGACGAUGAGAAUGAAAUAAGGAAAUUCAUGGAACAUUUAAAGUCAGUGAGUCACCACAGCCAACAAAUUAUCAUUAUUGGAAGGUGGUAGUAGUAGUAGUAGUGAUAAUAGUACUAGUGCCGACUGAGUCUGGAAUACUGUACACUG